CCAUUACACGCCGUCCCAGGGGAGGAUUCUACCGCUGUUGCCAUCUCGGUCUAUCGGCCCACCUGCCCGCUCGCUCGCUUGCCCCAGCCCAGGGGAAAGGUCAGCAGCGUCCCGGAGCCACCUUGUCAUUCUGUCAAGGCCAUGAACUGCAGCGAUAGCCAAUGGCUGCAAAACCUCUUGAGCCGCCUGCUGCUUGAGCUGCACCAUCAGGGCAACGCCAGCGGCCUGGGCGCUGGCUCCGACCCGAGCAUGGGCAUGGGGGUCGUGCCUGACCCUUUCGGGGGCCGCGAGGUGACCAGCGCCAAGGGCGACGAUGCCUAUCUCUACAUCCUGCUCAUCAUGAUCUUCUACGCCUGCCUGGCCGGAGGCUUUGUCCUGGCCUACACUCGCUCCCGAAAGCUCCGCAAGGACAAGGCGGAGCCAACCCAGACCUGCACCGCCUUGCCCCAACGGGCCUCUGGGGGCGCCCUGGCCACAAACGCCGAGACUGCCGCCGGCUUCCUGGCUGAAGGCCGCAGACUGCUCGCCCCUGAAAUGCUGCCUACCCUCGACCAGGGCACCGAGAGGGUCUAGAACCACAGCGCCAGCUCUCUAGCUCUCUGGACGCGCGCCCUCCUCAUCUUGCUUAUUUCUGGGCGCGGCUCCUGACCUUUCUUUCCCUUCCAGGGUUCUCAUCACCUGAGAGUUAGACAGUGAUGUGAGGUCAGGAGACCUUGUCUGGAAGGCCCUGGAAGGAGACCUCCCUACUCACUCCUGGCCAAUUUUGUCCUCCUCUCCUCCCAUGCCUCUGCUCACACACAGCACAUCCAAGAGCACUAAACUGCCUCUGCCCUUUUGUCUUCAGACAGCCCUGAUACCAUGCUCUGGCCCUUUGGGAACUGGAUCCAACAUAUACAACACUGGGCAUUGAACUGAAGGAUGAAAUCUGUCAGAACUCUGGGCCAUCUAACUGGCAGCUGCUCUGGAGGCUUGUCAGGGACUGCUCACUCUGCAGAGCCAUUGGGCUUCCCAUCACUGCCAGGUCAGCCUCACUGCAGCGGAUCCAGCUUCCUGUUGCCUUAGGGAUAGAAACAGAGAAAAUGAAGAGACCUCAGAUAUGGUUUCCCCCCUUUGCCUUUUAGCAGGAGCUAGCUGGAUGCCCAGACCAGUCUGGAAUGGACUUAUGGAGACUGAAGGGGGAGGGUGCUUAACAGGAGGGGAAGAUCUAUGACCUCAAACUGUGUGGUUUUCUUUCCUCCCCAGCUAUCAUCUCAAAGGUAAUUUGACUGAGUUUUAAUAGCUUGACCAUCUGCUGUGGGUAAACAUUACUGCUGUAUUAUCCCAAAACUUCAAAGUGCAUUCCCUAUACUGAUUCAGUUGUUGUCACAGUGUCAGCUCCAUC
Messenger RNA from Fukomys damarensis (Damara mole-rat), 1381 nucleotides. It is a transcript of the gene Kcne5, whose product is annotated as potassium voltage-gated channel subfamily E regulatory subunit 5. Gene Ontology annotation, biological process: ventricular cardiac muscle cell action potential; potassium ion export across plasma membrane; negative regulation of delayed rectifier potassium channel activity. Gene Ontology annotation, cellular component: membrane. Gene Ontology annotation, molecular function: transmembrane transporter binding; potassium channel regulator activity; voltage-gated potassium channel activity involved in ventricular cardiac muscle cell action potential repolarization. NCBI's taxonomy places the organism in Eukaryota, Metazoa, Chordata, Mammalia, Rodentia, Bathyergidae. The transcript has a single exon. Bases 142 to 573 code for a protein of 143 amino acids. The record is from RefSeq and is a predicted model, not a curated record.